Daucus carota subsp. sativus is the source of this 3094-nucleotide messenger RNA. RefSeq names its product B3 domain-containing transcription repressor VAL2. The record is from RefSeq and is a predicted model, not a curated record. The transcript has 13 exons. Gene Ontology annotation, molecular function: DNA binding; zinc ion binding. Bases 250 to 2883 code for a protein of 877 amino acids. NCBI's taxonomy places the organism in Eukaryota, Viridiplantae, Streptophyta, Magnoliopsida, Apiales, Apiaceae.
GAGUCGGACUUAUACUUUUUUGCGAGGAUGUUUUAGAAAUAUAAACAAUAAACAAUGGGCGUUCUUUUCCACGUACCACCUCGAUUUCCGUGCCCUGUCAUCAAGGGGUUUACCCCAAAACUUUCCGAUUUCACACUCAUUUCGGUGUAAAAACAUUUAUAUAACAUAAUCAUGAUAUGCCUGCUGGUAUAAUCGGCCAUAUUUAUGUCUAUAUCUCUUUAGGUCUGUGAUUUCUUCUAUGAACUAGCGAUGGCCUCUUUGUCUUGUUCUCUCCCCAAGCUUUGCUUCAAUUCCAACUGUAAUCAAUUGCUUCAUCACAACUCUCGCCGUGGAUGGCGCCGCCGCACCGGCGACUUCGCCGAUUUAUGCGAUCGAUGCGCUACUGCUUUCGAAGAGGGGAACUUUUGCGAGUCUUUCCACCUAAAUGCUUCUGGUUGGAGGUCCUGUGAGACGUGUGGGAAGAAAAUUCACUGCGGUUGCAUUGUCUCAUCUCAUAUGUUCGUCUUACUGGAUGCUGGAGGGAUCGAAUGUAUAACGUGCACAAAUAAAAGUCAUGUCUUGACACCAAACCCUGCAUGGCCACCACCUUCACUUAUCUUACCGGUGCUACCUGAAAGAGUCAAAGAUCUCUCUGUAACAAAUUGGAGUUCGAUAGCUGCAUCAGGGCCCAAGCCUUGUCGUCAAGCGCCUACGUUCUUUGAUCAAGACUUGCAUCCAAAGAUGCCUGUAGAAGUUGACAUAUCUACCGGCAUUAAUAGGCACAUUGGAAGUAAAAAACUCACCAACUCUCCCAUAGAGAAAAGGAACAAUCUGGAUGCUUCUGGAAGACUUGUAAAUGGAAGUUUGAAGCAUGGUGCUUCACUGUUACUAGAAAAUGGGACAUCUGUAAGCAAGUGUGACGAGCAGCCUAGUGCAUAUGGUAAUGAUAAACCACUGAGUGCUGUAUCAAAAGAUGAAACUUCUAGUCCUCAUAUACAUCUGGCUCACAAUCAUGCAUCAAAAAGUAAAACAGGGGACCAUUUCAAGGUUUCUGUAAGUUAUGCACAACGAUCAACUCCUCCAACAGCAGCAGUGAAAAACUUCGGAAGUCCCAAUGGAGUUGGCUCAUCUGGUGAAUCUCGAACCUGCAAUGAAAGGCCUCAAGGUCGAAAUCAGUUACUUCCACGGUACUGGCCUAAGAUAACUGACAAGGAGCUGCAACAAAUGUCAGGAGACACAAACUGUGUAAUUACGCCUUUGUUUGAGAAGACGUUAACUGCCAGCGAUGCUGGAAAGAUUGGGCGUUUAGUUCUUCCAAAAAAAUGUGCAGAGGUUUACCUUCCUUCAAUUUCUAACUCAGAAGGAAUACCUCUUCUUGUACAAGAUUUGAAAGGACAGGAGUGGGUAUUUCAGUUUCGAUUCUGGCCCAACAAUAACAGCAGAAUGUAUGUUUUAGAGGGGGUCAUUCCUUAUAUUCAAUCUAUGCAAUUGCGAGCAGGCGAUACAGUAACAUUUAGUAGGUUGGAGCCUCAUGGAAAGUUGGUCCUGGGAUGCAGGAAGAAGACUUCCACUUCAUCAGAUCAGAUAACGGAAUCAGUUAAUACUGGUGAUAAAGUGUAUGCCGGAGAAGCUAUAGCGAAAACUACUAAACCUGGAGAAGUCAUGGAUCAGCGUUAUUCGAAUGGCAAUUCAGCAUCAUCUAACCUUUUGCCAAUGAAUAAGGCAGACAUAGCAGACUCAGCAAGAAACUGUUUUGAAGUUGAAAUCCACAACAAUGCCAAGGCAGUGCCUGGAGCUAAACUAGAUUUAUGUAGUAAGAGGGAGCAUACUGGCUUAGGUCCAAAGAGUAAAAGAUUACGAAUCGAAACCGAGGAGUUAAUGGAGCUAAAGCUCACCUGGGAGCAGGCUCAAGGACUGUUUCGUCGUCCUCCCAAUGAUGUCCCGAAGGUCGUGGUUAUUGAAGGCUGCGAAAUUGAAGAAUAUGAGGAGCCACCAAUUAUAGGAAUGCCUACUAUUGUAGCAACAGAUGAUGUGGGUGAAAGCGUUCAAUGGGCACAAUGCGGGAAUUGUUCCAAAUGGCGUAAAGUUCCGGGCUAUGCUAUUGUUCCAUCAGGGUGGACAUGCUCUGGAAACUUAUGGGAUCCUAAGAGAUCUCUUUGUUCUGUUGAUCAAGAAUUAACAUCUGAGGAGCUCCAAGAUUUGCUACCAGCAGCUGGAGCUAAAAAAUUGAAAACUGACAAAGAGAAUCCAGAUUCACUUGAGGCUUUAGAAGGGCUAGACGCACUUGCUAACCUAGCUAUCAUGGAAGAUGGAGAUGUUGAUGCGUCAUCAUCACAGUUUACAACCAAACACCAGUUUACAACAAAACACCCUCGUCAUAGACCUGGUUGCUCUUGCAUAGUUUGCAUUCAACCUGCUAGUGGGAAGGGCCAAAAGCACAAGCCAACAUGUGUAUGUAAUGUUUGCUCGACAGUAAAGCGCCGUUUUAAAACCCUGCUGUUGCGGCGGCAGACGAAGCAAUCAGAGAAAGAAGCUGAAACAGCACAACAAAAGCUACAACAGUCUGAACAAUCAGGUGAUGAGGAAGUCCAGAUGUUCUGUGAAACUAGAAACGGUAGUCCUAGCCAUAAUUUGGUGAUGAAUAAGGGUUUUAGCCACGACCAGAGUAAGAAAAAAUCAUCUAAUUCUCAUUUCGAAGGUCAGAUUGACCUCAAUAUACAUCCAGAACGAGAUGGAGAUUUAUCGUCUCUUCUUAAUUCUGUUGGCAUCACUAGGACGCUCCAAGAUGCUACUCAACAAAAGAUCUCAAGCUUAGGAGGGAAUUCGACAAACUCUCAGCCACAUCUUUCGGGAGUUGUAGGAAAUUACAGCAAUGGUGUUUUGCAUGAUGGUAGUAGGCAUUAGAAUGCUGAAUCAGAACAUCCAAGUUUUUUAGUAACUAAAAGAUGAUAAAGCACUGUUGUAUCCGGAGCAAGUCAGUCUUGUUGAUGGAAGUACUUUAGCUGGUGUACAUUAUCUGUAUCAGGACUAUGCUGCUUUAAAUAUGUACAUAAAGACAUGCAGUGUGUAGAUGAUAGAUCUAUGGUUACAAAUUUUAAGUAAUUAUGUUACACAA